AUGUCCUUCACACAGAGCCCUUCCGAGGACCCCAGCCACGGUGAACCUCCCACCGGUAUUCGUGGCAUAUUCCGGUCCCUGUCAGUACGCCAACGGGAAAAGAGCCAAGAAAAGAAGGCAGCCAGACAGAGACAGCAGAAUUGGACACCCCCGGAUUCUGGGGACUCUAAGAGCUGGAGCCUGGAGGAAAUCCAGCAGGAAUACGAAAUUUUGCUUCAGAAGUACAAGGAGACCACCCGAGACCAGAACUAUCUGGCCAAAGCCAGCAUCACCAACAAGAAAGAGUUAACGAACGCUGGAAACGUGGCCAAUCAGUGCCGCGAAUGGGUACACGACUGUAAGAAGACCUUACAGUGUCUGGAGGAGUCUCUACACCUUGUCAUUAACAAGGAGGAGACACAGGCGGCAAUUGCAAAAGCCUGCAAGCAUCCAGGGCCAGAGAAUGUACACCUGGCCAUGAAGGGGAUCAGUGACGCCGACAAGCGCAUCACUGCUCUUCAGACCCAGAUUCGGGGCUACGUACGAUGCUCUUCGACAGUGGCUGAACAAGGAGCCUGGCUUUUAAGCCACUUAUUCCUUGUCCCCUGUGUUUCCUGGAGUUGA
Fusarium subglutinans is the source of this 603-nucleotide messenger RNA. RefSeq lists its product as uncharacterized. The transcript has a single exon. Bases 1 to 603 code for a protein of 200 amino acids. The record is from RefSeq and is a predicted model, not a curated record. NCBI's taxonomy places the organism in Eukaryota, Fungi, Ascomycota, Sordariomycetes, Hypocreales, Nectriaceae.